Messenger RNA from Cherax quadricarinatus, 549 nucleotides. The record is from RefSeq and is a predicted model, not a curated record. NCBI's taxonomy places the organism in Eukaryota, Metazoa, Arthropoda, Malacostraca, Decapoda, Parastacidae.
AUGGGGUCGCAGUUACAAGUACUGGACUGGGGUCAUAAGAAGUUACUAUUAUCUCUCCUGGGUGUGGGUCUUCUGGUCUCCGUGACCCAUGCUGGACACGGAGGUGGAGGACACGGAGGAGGUGGCUACGGAGGUGGAGGACACGGUGGUGGUGGCUACGGAGGUGGAGGACACGGUGGUGGUGGCUACGGAGGUGGAGGACACGGUGGUGGUGGCUACGGAGGUGGAGGACACGGUGGUGGUGGCUACGGAGGAGUCGGUGGAGCAUCAAACAAUAACUUCAACCUAGCAGGACCCAAAGGAGGUGGUGGAUAUGGAGGUGGUGGCGGUGGAUAUGGCGGCGGUGGUGGAUACGGCGGUGGCGGCUAUGGUGGUGGUGGAUACGGCGGCCAUGGUGGUGGUGGAUACGGUGGUGGCGGCCAUGGUGGUGGUGGAUACGGUGGUGGCGGCCAUGGUGGUGGUGGAUACGGUGGUGGUGGCCAUGGUGGUGGUGGAUACGGUGGUGGUGGCCAUGGUGGUGGUGGAUACGGUGGAGGAUAUGGCAAAUAA